UUGAAUGCACAACUACAGAAACCGCCUUCUCUUUCACUUCAACUGAACCUCUCUGCCGUUUUUUUCCACACCAAAAAUGGUUAAAGGCGAAGACGCAAUUCGAAAAAAGAAGAACAAAGCGAAUCGAAAGAAGAUGCAGAAGGACACUUCGACAGUCUCUGCUCGUGUCGCCUCUAUAAUCGCCGCCAAAAAGCGUCGAAAGUCCGGUAAACGCAGCAGUUGUCAGGGGAUGUGUUUUAGCCUUCCUACUCCUGAGAAUCCAUUCAAUGACAAACAAGGGAGUUUGGACACAAGAAAAAAGGAAACCAAGAACAUUCCACCAAGGAAAGUGGCUCCUGGUAGAAAUCAUGCAAACAUAGAACCUCAAGAACAGAAAAUGUUAAGGGACAAGAAUUUGGGGAGUGAGCAGACAAAAUCACGGACAACAGUUGAUAAUGUGCGUCAGAAAAGCAUUGUCAAACCAACAAAAGCAAAGAUUCAGCUGAUGCAAAAGAGUGAAGCAGACCAUGCUCAACAAGCUCAGGGUUUUGACAAUUCAGGUUGUCCUUCGAAGUUUCUAUUUCUCUGCUUGAAUUCAAUACAGAAUGCUUUGCGGCAUGAUGGAACCUUAAGUAGUGAAGAGGAUAAGCCUUUGUUUGUUGACACAUGGGGAGUUGAAUUCUGGAGAUACUAUUCAUUUGGAAAAGACAUAUUAGAGACAAGUGGAGCUUGUUCUACAAUAGAACAAAUUUCUUGGAUAGCUUCAACUGCUGCUGAUACAAUUGUAAGAAAGGAGAAAGAAGGCCAAUCAUUCACCAGCCCCUUUCUUUUAUUCCUCGUGCCAUCCCAGGAGAAAGCCACUAAGCAGGUACGCAUGGUGUGCAAGUCUUUGAAGUCUCUUGGAAUACAUUCAGUGAGUCUACAUUCUGGUGCUUCCUUAGAUCACCAAAUUCAUGGUCUAAAGAGUUGUGAACCUGAGUUCAUUGUGUCAACUACUGAGAGACUUUUGGAGCUUGUUUCGUUGAAAGCCAUUGACAUAUCUGGAGUUUCUUUACUGGUUGUCGAUGGUCUGGGGACUUUUUCUAAAAGUGGUUGCUUAGACAGUAUUAAAUCUAUUAGGCAAGCUAUCUCUGGAAACCCCCAGUGUGUGGUUUUCAAUGAUGGUUUAAAUUAUGAAUGUGUUCCGCUACUGCAAAACCUUCUGCGGGGAUCAAUCUGCAGAUUAUCACUUAAUGAUUCUAUUACUAGUCAAAGUGAUUGCAUUAUCCAGUCCGUGCACGUCUGUGGAUCAGAAGAAGAAAAAAUAUCAAAGGGCAUACAAAUUUUGGAUCAAGCUUGUGGUAAUCAACUUGGCCCUCAGCUUUCUAAGGUGCUGUUUGUAGUUGGAAAAGGUAGCAGCUUUCAUAAGUUAGUUGCUGCCAUCAAGUUGAAGGGUUACUCUGUUUCAACAAAAUCAAUUUGGAGCAAGUCUGAAGUGCAGAUCAGCAAAAAGAGAUCUGCAGUUCUUGUGGUCGAUGCGGAACAAAUUUGUACUGCCGACUUGGGAGAAUUCGAAGUUGUAAUUAUUCCAGAUUUUGUACACUCAAUUGACAGUUACCUCCAGAUGUUAACAAGGAUGGCCCGUUACUCUGUCAAUGGCAUGUUGCAUAGCUUUUUAACAAGAGAAGAGGCACAGCUAGUAAGACCAUUGAUUGAGAUCCUUGAACAAUGUAGGCAGACUGUGCCUGAAUCCUUAAGAAAUCUAUGCAACGACGCUUAGAAAAUUGAGCCUUUCCGUUGAUGAGAUAUUUAGAAUGUCAUCUGUACUCGUGAAUCUUAGUCUGAAGAAAUCUGGGUAGAAAUUGCUCAGAAGCUGAAGUUCAUGGGAUUGAAGAUGGGUCGUAGGAAGUUACUAGUUAGUAACCUCUCAAUCAUUACAGCUUGAAAUUGAGAAUUCAUGUUCGUUCUUAGUUUUGGGGAGCUUUUUUUGUCGAGAAAAUUACAGCAUAUCGUGGCAUGGAGAGGCUGAUUUACUGUCCAAUUAUUGUUCUACUUUGGCUUUAUGUUGAUUUUCCAUCAUUCUUCUCAUAUUGAUAUAAUGUUCAUCUCUGUGGGAUGUGAGGAAUCUGUUUGGUUCGUUAAUAAAUAGGUCUGGAAGGGUUUUUUUUCAGAA
Messenger RNA from Cornus florida, 2131 nucleotides. RefSeq lists its product as uncharacterized. Gene Ontology annotation, cellular component: P-body; cytoplasmic stress granule. NCBI's taxonomy places the organism in Eukaryota, Viridiplantae, Streptophyta, Magnoliopsida, Cornales, Cornaceae. The record is from RefSeq and is a predicted model, not a curated record. Gene Ontology annotation, biological process: P-body assembly; cytoplasmic stress granule assembly. The coding region runs from base 77 to 1738 and encodes 553 amino acids. Gene Ontology annotation, molecular function: ATP binding; mRNA binding. The transcript is spliced from 8 exons.